AUGGAAUUCAUCGCCAAGACCAGCCACGAGGCAGAAAUCCGAGAUCGACUCCACGCAUUAGACUACGAAGUUCAUGCUCUGAAGUUAGGCAGCAGAUCAUUGGCGCGCAAGUUUGGCUUGAACGAAUAUCUCGAAAACGAUGCGGGGUCUUUCUUAGCACCUGCUGCUCGUAAACAAGGUGAGAUUCAACGACGAACCAAGGUUUUGGAGAAUGGAAUUCGUACUUUGAAGUGGAGUCUUGGGCUCCCGGAUAUGAUGUCCAGCCCAGCUCCUUCAGGCCUGGUCGAUACAGCCAGACCUGUCCCGCCUGCAGAGACUUACUGUUUAGCCCCUCAGUUUGAAGCAUUGCUAGAUGAUCUUCAGAACUCCGGGAUGAUCGAAAAGAACAAGCGGCUGUACUACACCAGCACGGCUGCAGACCCGAAGCAGCAAAGGGAGAACGAAACCAUGAUGGCUUUCCAUUUCAGACGACACGAGAAUCCCGAUAUUGCUGGACCUAUUCCUGACCUCAACCCCAAGUUGCGAGUCGGUAGAAGGAAAGUCAACCCGCAUUCCUCUCUUUCUAUCAAGCACUCCAUUCUCAGAGAGUUUAUCCAUGACGCUAACCGUAACAUCAGGAAUGUGGCCUGCAGUCUAUACCUCCGCCGCGAGUGCAAGGCAAUGUACACAUACAACUUCAACGAGCUUGAUGCUGACAUAUUCUACGACUGGCAAUGGCUGCGUUCUCUGCAAUCAGGAGAUGUUCUUGCAGGAGACAUAGAGGUCCUUGGUAUACGUAAUCAAAUGAUCUGCGAUAUGAUUGACAACAGAGAAGAUCCUAUCUUUGAGGAUCGCGCUGCACUUUGGCCUUCCAUUGUCUUUGGUCGUCUGAAGCCUGAUUUUUGA
Molecule: messenger RNA, 885 nt
Organism: Fusarium verticillioides 7600
Lineage: Eukaryota; Fungi; Ascomycota; Sordariomycetes; Hypocreales; Nectriaceae
Exons: 2
Coding region: 1-885 (294 amino acids)
Source: RefSeq, a predicted model, not a curated record